AUGUUCGUGGGUGGGUGCGACGACUACACGUCCCUACUCCUCAUGGACCCUCUCACCCUCAUCGACUCGCUGCCGUAUCCCUUCACCACCUUUGAAGCCCUGGCUCCGGGCGCAAACAUGCUGACCAGAAAUUCCCCGAGAGGGAACAUGCCGACAGGGAUCUUCUCAACGGCUGCGCAAGCAGCAGCUUGCAUCGAAUUGGCGUCACUGGGAGGGCGGAAUGGAGAUGCUGAGGUGGGAGGGGGGCUGCCGCAGGCGAGCCAGGACUUGAUGGCACAGGAGGAGCUCUUGCAGACGCUGCUGCUAGAGGAGGCACCAGAGACGGGUGGAAAUAGGAUGCUGAGUGUUACGUGCAGUGCGGGGAUGCCUGCAGAUCAACCUGCUGCCACCAUGAACAUUUCAGUCGCUGAAUCGUGUGUGAUGCCAAGAAAGACUGGUGAUUCUAGCUAUGCUGAUGUUGCACUUUUUGUGGGUGGGAGUGAGGAAGUUUUGCUGAAGACGGCCGUAGUGGGUGCUGCUGUGGGUGCUCCAAAGGGGAAGGAGGAGGGAAGCAAGCAGCAGAAGAAGAGGAAGAAGGCACAGAAGAAGGCUGAGCUGGUGGCUGCUGAUCAACCUGAGUCUCCACCUGCCGCUCCAGCCAUGAAAAAACUUGGAGAUUCAUCUGGAAAUCCCAUCAAAUAUCUCUAUGGAGAUCCAACGGUCUACAGCAGCUUGGCGCUCCUCGAGGCCACAAGCGCACCAGGUGCAGAAGCAAGCGUGAUGCCACGAAACUAUAGCGAUUCUAGUGAAACAGGGGUUGCACUUGGUGUGGCUGGAAAUGAGGCAGUGGCACCAGAGGAAAGCAAGCAGGAGAAAGGCAAGCAGCAGAAGAAGAGGAAGAAGACACAGAAGAAGGCUGAGCAGGUGUCACCAAUAGAGGGUAGGCAGCUGGAUGCUGCUGCUGUGAAGGCAGCUCCCCAAGCCAAGAAAGCAAGGAAGCAGAACGCAUCACGAGGCCCUGAGUUCUCUGGCCAGGGCAAUAGUCAGGCUGAGCCUUCCAGUGCUGCAAGUGCUGCUCCAGAACCAGCGCCAGCUCGCUUAGACUCGGCUGGUGAUGCCAGUGCAGGGGUGAAUAGCCUCUCAACCCCCCCUCCUGCACAUGCUGCUGCCAAUCCGAAAGGACCCCGACCUGAGACGAUCAAGAGACGAGCAGAAGAGAUAUCCCGUGAAGAAAUGAGGUACAUUGGAGUUCGAAAGAGGGGAUUGGGCAAUCGGUGGGUGGCGGAGAGAAAGGACAACAUCCAUGGCGUGAGGAGGUGGCUUGGGACGUUCGCCACACCUGAAGAGGCAGCUCGGGAGUAUGAUAAGGCAGCACGGGAAAUAAGAGGUGAAACCACCCGCCGCACCAACUUCCCCUUUCACAAGUAA
Closterium sp. NIES-65 is the source of this 1407-nucleotide messenger RNA. The record is from the annotation of a GenBank genome assembly. Lineage: Eukaryota; Viridiplantae; Streptophyta; Zygnematophyceae; Desmidiales; Closteriaceae.